Messenger RNA from Cryptococcus wingfieldii CBS 7118, 624 nucleotides. Its product is annotated as retrograde transporter. The record is from RefSeq and is a predicted model, not a curated record. NCBI's taxonomy places the organism in Eukaryota, Fungi, Basidiomycota, Tremellomycetes, Tremellales, Cryptococcaceae. The transcript has 6 exons. Bases 1 to 624 code for a protein of 207 amino acids. Gene Ontology annotation, biological process: retrograde transport, endosome to Golgi; intracellular protein transport. Gene Ontology annotation, cellular component: endosome; retromer complex.
AUGGUCCUCGUGCUCGUCAUAGGCGAUCUGCACAUCCCCAAUCUCGUCCAUGACUUACCUGCCAAGUUCAAAAAGCUGCUGGUGCCCGGGAAGAUAGGACAAAUCAUAUGUACGGGCAAUGUCUGCGAUAAGGAGACAUACGACUAUCUACGAGGAAUCGCCCCCGAGGUGCUAGUAGUGCGAGGGGAGUUUGAUGAGAAUCCUCAUUUCCCUCUAUCCCUCAUAGUUCAACACCAGUCCAUCCGCAUCGGUGUCGUACAUGGUCAACAAGUCGUACCCGCCGGGGACCCAGACAUGCUCGCAGCACUUGCUAGACAGAUGGAUGUGGACGUUGUGGUCAGUGGAGGAACGCAUCGUUUCGAGUCUUUCGAGUUCGAAGGACGAUUCUUUGUGAACCCCGGAUCAGCCACGGGCGCUUGGAGCGGUCUAUGGAACGGUGAAGUUACACCGUCUUUCGCCUUGAUGGACGUGCAGGGACCUGUCAUCGUGACCUAUAUCUAUCAGCUUGUAAACGGAGAAGUAAAAGUCGACAAGGUGGAAUACCGGAAACCGGACCCAACACCUGAAACAGCUUCUGCCCCUAACCUCGCGUCUCCUCGUCCGGAAAUCGCCUCGAGGUGGUAA